CAGCACCGCCAUCUUCUCCUUCCUCCGAAAGCUCCCCAUAUCUCUCCGUCUGCGAUCAUCCCACCACCGUCGAUCGAUCGAUCGAUCGAUCGGAGCAGCGGCCAUGGUGCACCCGGGACCGUCGCCGAACCCGCAGCUGACGCAGCAGUUCCUGAGCUCCGUCCUCUCGCAGCGGGGGCCCUCGUCGCUGCCCUACGCGGAGGACACCAAGUGGCUGAUCCGCCAGCACCUCCUCGCCCUCGCCACCGCCUACCCAUCCCUCGAGCCCAAGACCGCCUCCUUCACCCACAACGACGGCCGCACCGUCAACCUCCUCCAGGCCGACGGCACCGUCCCCAUGCCCUUCCAGGGCGUCACCUACAACAUCCCCGUCGUCCUCUGGCUCAUGGAGUCCUACCCCCGCCACCCGCCCUGCGUCUACGUCAACCCCACCCGCGACAUGGUCAUCAAGCGGCCCCACCCCCACGUCAACCCCUCCGGCCUCGUCUCCCUCCCUUACCUCCACAACUGGGUCUACCCCAGCUCCAACCUCGUCGACCUCGUCCGCAAUCUCAGCCUCGUCUUCGCCCGCGAUCCCCCGCUCUACUCCCAGCGCCGCCCCGCCCCCGCCCCCGCUCCCGCUCCCCCGAACCCUAGCCCCAGCCCCGGGCAAGGGUUCGGCCUCACGCCGAGCCUGAAUUCGGGGAAUUACGCGCCGAGGCCCGCGAUCCCGCCCCGCGCCUACCCGGCUUCGCCGUAUGGGGCGGUCCCCCCCGCCGCCGGUGGGGCCUCGCAGCGGAUCCAGACGGAGGACCCGAGCGAGGUCUAUAAACGGAACGCGGUGAAUAAGCUCGUCGAGACGGUGCACGGGGACGUGGCGGCGCUGAGGAAGGCGCGGGAGGCGGAGAUGGAAGGGCUGUUCGGCGCGCAGGCGGUUCUGAGGCAGAGGGAGGAGGUGGUGAGCCGGGGCGUGAAGGAGAUGCAGGACGAGAAGGAGGCCUUGGAGCAGCAGUUGCAGAUGGUGUUGAUGAACAGCGAUGUGCUCGAGGCGUGGCUGAGGGAGAAUGCUGGCAAGAAGCCGGGGAGUUUGGAGGCUGAGGAUGCGUUCGAGUGCACUGACGCACUCUCCAAGCAGAUGCUCGAUUGCACAGCUGCAGAUUUGGCGAUCGAAGAUGUAAUUUACUCGAUGGAUAAGGCGGCGCAGGAAGGGGCUAUCCCAUUCGAUCAGUACUUGAGGAGUGUCAGGCUGUUGUCCCGCGAGCAGUUUUUUCACAGGGCGACGGGGAUUAAGGUCCGAGCGGUGCAGAUGCAAGCUCAGGUUGCGAGCAUGGCUGCCAGGGCACCGCAUUAUGUGAGCUGAAAAAGGGUAUUCCUUUUUCGUAACCUCGUAUAUGGCUUAAGAAUUUUGUUCUUUGAAACAAUUACAUGUACUGGAUUGGUGAUUACCUUAAUAAUUUGCUGUGAAAAUUUGCUUUGAUUCGGUAGUUGAUGUGGUAAAUCUCAGAUCGAUGUACCUAUUGCAUUGCACAAGCGAUCUGAUGAUAUAUAAGUUAUGAUUUCUGCAA
Syzygium oleosum is the source of this 1544-nucleotide messenger RNA. Its product is annotated as protein ELC-like. Gene Ontology annotation, molecular function: ubiquitin binding. Lineage: Eukaryota; Viridiplantae; Streptophyta; Magnoliopsida; Myrtales; Myrtaceae. Gene Ontology annotation, biological process: protein modification process; endosome to lysosome transport; protein transport. The transcript has a single exon. The coding region runs from base 104 to 1339 and encodes 411 amino acids. Gene Ontology annotation, cellular component: ESCRT I complex. The record is from RefSeq and is a predicted model, not a curated record.